Molecule: messenger RNA, 351 nt
Organism: Funneliformis geosporum
Lineage: Eukaryota; Fungi; Glomeromycota; Glomeromycetes; Glomerales; Glomeraceae
Source: the annotation of a GenBank genome assembly
AUGAAAGAUAAAAGUAUUCAAAUUAAUUCUUAUAAAAGCACCAUUUUAAUGGAUUUAUUGGAAUAUACUCAGCAUUUGAUUAAAAGUGGUGAUAAUUCCCAAAGACAACAGGCUCAUGAAUUACAAGCGAUUAUUCAAAAUAGUUCAGUAAAGAAUGAAACACAACCAAAUAAACUCAGUUAUACCCCACUUAUUUUGAGCGGAGUUUUAGUAGUAAGUUUGGCAUUGAUAAUUGGUUAUUUAGCAUUUGACCUUGUUAACGGAACAUUAGAUAUAUUAAUGGUUAUAUGCUUAACAGCAAUUCCAAUAAUUACCAUUGCAGGUUUAAUCCUUAAUUAUGGUUUUAUCUGA